Trematomus bernacchii (emerald rockcod) is the source of this 1754-nucleotide messenger RNA. RefSeq lists its product as uncharacterized. Gene Ontology annotation, molecular function: protein tyrosine kinase binding; MHC class II protein binding. Gene Ontology annotation, cellular component: external side of plasma membrane; membrane raft. The record is from RefSeq and is a predicted model, not a curated record. The coding region runs from base 390 to 1289 and encodes 299 amino acids. Lineage: Eukaryota; Metazoa; Chordata; Actinopteri; Perciformes; Nototheniidae. Gene Ontology annotation, biological process: interleukin-15-mediated signaling pathway; positive regulation of ERK1 and ERK2 cascade; T cell activation. The transcript has 7 exons.
CUCUAAUUUCAGGUAGUUUGACUCCUACCUGGUCAGGUGUGCCAAUUGACCUGAUUACCUGCCCCGCCCUUAUUGUUUGCACCUGUGGAGUCCCUUGUAUGUGUAUUUAUUCCCUGUUUUCUCUGUGCCAAGUGCCAGAUCGUUUUGAUUCUUGUGAUGCCUGUCAGCCAGUUGUGUUCUGUGCUACAGUGAAUUUAGGUUAGCUUUUGAGAAGUCUUUUGAGCGUUUUUGUAUUAUAUUGUAAUAUCACCACAAGUAAAUCCUUUUUUGAAUCAUCUUUUGUCUGGAGUCGUGCAUUUGGGUCCUAUCAUUUUUGUGUGUGCCCCAGUCGUAACAGACACAUUUCAUCCGAACAAGAGAUAGAGGAAGCAGAGAGACGGAGAAUCAAGAUGGAUGAGUUCAAACGGAUUAAAAUGUCUUUAUUUCUCAUUCUGCUGCUUCAGUCUACAGCAGCAGUAACUGGUCAGGAAAACUCCCUCACUGUCAGAGUUGGAGAUGAAGUCACUUUGCCUUGUGACAUUGAGGGAGAUAACCAGGAUAACUGUGACUGGAGCUUCGGUGAAGCAGAAAAUCUGGUUGUAACUAGGCAGAUUGAUGGAGAAGCUGAAUCAGACAGACUGAAUGUUACACAUAAUUGUGCUCUGGUUAUAAAGAAGGUCACAGAGGAGGAUGCUGGUUUUUACACCUGCACACAGAUCAGAUCAGGAGAAUCCUCUAAUCUUCUUCUGUUUGUUGCUACCGUGACUCAACAUCAGGAAAACGAUGAGGUGACGUUAAGCUGCUCUGUGGUGAAUCCUGAAUAUUGUUCCCACCAAGUGACUUGGCUGAAUCAGGGUUGGGAUGUGGAUACAGAUCUCAAUACAUCCGGGCAUACCUGCUCGGCCUCUUUCACAUUUCAGCCUGCUGAUGUUAGUCCCUCAUCAAGGUUGUCAUAUACUUGUGAUAUAACGAAUGUUUAUACAGGAGAACAACUUCAGCUUCCCUUCAGCCCUCAGCCCUCAGGUAAGGACACAAAACCAGCGACAACUGAACCAGCGACAACUGAACCAGCGACAACUGAACCAGCGACAACUGAACCAGCGACAACUGAACCAGCGACAACUGAAAAUCCCAAAUCAGGUUUUAUUCUGUUUCCAAGACUCUUGAGAGUCAUCCUCAUGUCUGUGGGUUUAGCAGCUCUCAUAAUGAUCGUUGUGGUGGUCAACAUAUGGACAAGAAUUAAAGAGAAGAAAACACAGAUGGAGGAAAUCACUGUGCGUUAUGAUGUAGAUGAUGGUACAGUGAACUGAGAAAACAUCAGACCUCCUGAUGGAGUUUGAGCAACACUUCUGCCUCCAUCAGACUCCACUGAUCAACAACGUCUACAUCCAUCACCGUGUUUCACAUCAGGAAGACUUUAAGAUCAUUUUGAGUUACUCAUUGUUCUGUUCUAAGUUACAUUUAUUUAGCUUGGUUUUAACUUCCUUUAGCAGGAAAGAGCAUUUCUCCUUUUUCUUUUGUUACUUCCUCAUAUGGCCUGACGAGUUCAGAGCUCAUUUAAAUAUGUACUGAUUGUUUUUGAAGAUACAGCAGCUUGAGGUCAGUAUUUUAUCUCUGUGUGCACGAGAAUCAUUUGAACCUCCUUUCAUUUAGCUGUGCUGUGUUGGGAUGUGUUUGAGGGGUCUUCACCCUUAAUGAAGUCAGUAACAGUCCUUUCUUUAUAACAUGUGAUGACCAUAUCAUCUGCAAAUAAAUACAUGUUUAUCUUAGUCUUA